Molecule: messenger RNA, 198 nt
Organism: Brugia malayi
Lineage: Eukaryota; Metazoa; Nematoda; Chromadorea; Rhabditida; Onchocercidae
Gene: Bm682
Exons: 2
Coding region: 1-198 (65 amino acids)
Source: RefSeq, a predicted model, not a curated record
AUGGACUUGAAAGUAACACAAAACUCGGAAAAUCAUCGAGAGUCAAGAGAUGAGCUACAUUCAAAGCAUUCGAUUUUCAUUUUCGAUAUCGCCGCACACUUCUUAACAUGCCAUCAAUACUUAGAGAUCAGUGAUGUUUAUUGGACACACAGUAUUGAGUUCAGGAGAUGUAGCUUGAAUACAGCAAUUACUUGCUGA